GGCUGUGGCUAUGGGUGGCUGUGUUUGUGUGUAUUUAUUCAUUUAUCUUCAAAUUUGUAUGAUUAUUCCACCUUAUUUUUUCUUUGCGAUAGGCCUUGGACCUGCGAGAUCGAAUACACAACCGUGACUGUCCUUGCUACCGCACACCCAUGUACAACCAGCAAAUGGGCCACCCGGCAACCCCUCCCCGGAAUAGCUUCACAGAAGUACUUGCAGACCUGAACAGCCGAGUGAAUGGGAAUACAUCGCCGGGCAACGGGAGAAACUCGUUGCCGUUGGGAUUGUCGGAUGCGAUGCUGUCUUGUUUGGCCGAAAAUAGGUCUCGAUCUGCUAGUGCUAUGCGCACGAGCGAUGUGAACAGUGGCUUCCUGGCAGCUCAGGGUAGGAGCAUGAGUACAGGGGUGAUCAAUCCCAUGACCGACUUUGGGCCGACGGACUUCAGUGUCCUGUGCGGUAUAAGUAAUACUGCCGAUAGGGGGGUGACUAGUUUCAAUGGGUACGGCAAGCAUGGUACUAACGACCUGGAUAGGCCAGAACGGAGCGGGGUCAUAUUGCACACGCGGCAACAGUUUCAGCAACCACCCCAGGCGUCUAACUCAGCCAUGCAACUGGAGUAUGUGGACACUACGGACAGCCAGGUGGUGACUAUCGCGGAAGUACUUCACAAUACCAAGCGCACACGCAGCAACACAGCAGAUAUGCAGAAUGCUAGCAACUGCAAGAGGUUGAAUAGCGGGGGUAGGUCAGUGGAGGCGUUGCUGGAGCGUACAGAGAGUACCAAUACACAACCUCAGAUACAGGCACAGGUACAAAUGCCAAUACAUCAACAGCCACAAGCACAAAUACAAACACAGGCAUACACCCAGACGCAAGCACACUUACAAACACAAACACAUACACCGGCAUACACACGGCCACAAGCACCACAGAAUUACAUCUUCACCGCAUCUAUGCCUAUGAAUAAGUACGAUAGAGACAGCGAUGUCAAGUUAAACGGUCCGAGCAAGGAGAAUGCCAAGGACACUCACAAACUGCCCCUCGGCACAGGGAAUGCGAUGAACGGCACCAGCAGUACCUCCGAAAGCUCGCCACUGGAUGAGACGAUCACAAAGUUAAAUAAAUUGGAUGCGAUUGCGGCACGAGUGGAAUCGCCAGUGAAGUUAAACAAUGUCAACAGCACACGAGGUGCAGCGCAUGAGGUCACCGGAGGUACCGAAAAGCACAAAUCGAACAAGUGCACAUGGAAAGACUGUUCAUUGGCAUUCAUCAAAAGCAGUGAUCUAGUCCGACAUGUGCGAACUCAUACGAAAGAAAUGCCGUUUGCCUGCACCUGGGAGGGGUGUGACAAGCGGUUCAGCGUGAACGGGAUACUGACGAGGCACAUGCGCACACACACCGGUGAACUGCCGUUUUCGUGCACCUGGGAAGGGUGUGAGAAGAGGUGUAGUCAGAACAGUGAUUUGAAACGGCACAUGAGAGUACACACUGCUGAGCUGCCGUAUGAGUGCGUGUGGAAAGGCUGUUCUAAGAAGUUCAGCACUAAAGGGAAUCUAAAGCGCCACACCCGAACACAUACGAAAGUGCGAUGACAACUGUCCUUGCUGCCCCGUCAAUUAUGGUUUGAAGUCGACCGGCAACAAUAUCUACGAACAGGCAGAUAUACUACUGACAAUAGCAGCCGGGUUUAUCAACUUGGGAACGAAGUUGUAUUCGGCUUAUAACUGCAACAACAUCUACAAACAGGCAACUAUCACUAGAGAUCGGCAGCCUGACCAAACUAGGGUUGCAAGUCAGUCAUGGCUUAUAACUGCAACAACAUCUACAGACAGACAGUUAACACUGUACAUCAGACAGAGGUACUGCCAAAUCUUUUGCUGACUAGAGUUGUAAGUCAGUCAUGGCCUAUAAAUGCAACAACAUCUACAGACAAACAGUUAACACUGUACAUCAGACGAGGUACUGCCAAAUAUUUUGCUGAUUAGGGUGUCAGUCAGCUUCGACCCGCACCGCCACGUACAAUUGGAAGCGGCGACUAUGGCAGCCUUAAUUAUUAGCACUGACCAACUCAUUGCAACCUAGAGCAACGACUUUCUUGGGGAAUUGUUAGGAACAUCUCUGUGAGCGGUUGUAGGCCAAUGGGCGAUGCCUGUAUUUAAUACCGAGUAUGGCACUCGCUCGACUCUAUGGCAUAGAUUGGUCAUCUCGAGGAGGUCCGUCGAUAUAUUAUGAAAGAAGUAUGUAAUAAUUAAAUACUAAGUAAUAUAUAAUAAUUUUUGAAACACCAAGUAGCAUAUAAUAAUAAUACCAAAUAAUAUAUAAUACUUCAAUACCAAGUAUUAUAUAAUAAUUGUGUACUAAGUAAUAUAUAAUAAUAAAACACAUAACUACCG
Sphaeroforma arctica JP610 is the source of this 2390-nucleotide messenger RNA. RefSeq lists its product as hypothetical. Gene Ontology annotation, cellular component: nucleus. The transcript has 2 exons. Bases 150 to 1589 code for a protein of 479 amino acids. The record is from RefSeq and is a predicted model, not a curated record. NCBI's taxonomy places the organism in Eukaryota, Ichthyosporea, Ichthyophonida. Gene Ontology annotation, biological process: regulation of transcription by RNA polymerase II. Gene Ontology annotation, molecular function: RNA polymerase II cis-regulatory region sequence-specific DNA binding; DNA-binding transcription factor activity, RNA polymerase II-specific.